AUGUCUGACGAACAAUCGAAUCCUAUUGCCCAGCCCCCCGAGGCUCUGAAAGAAAAGCGCGCCCAGCUGGACGACCUCAUCACUCAAGCUGCAGCUAAGGAUGCGACCAAAGAUCAUAACACCGCUUCGGAACUCUACUCGCAAGCGACUGAGCUACAAGCUGAAUUGAAUGGCGAACUAUCACCUGAAAAUGCAGACUUGCUGUACUCCUACGGAAAAUCUCUUUACAAUGUGGCUGUGAGCAAGAGUGAUGUUCUAGGCUCCAAGGUCGCUGGCGAGCCUCAACCUCCGCCCAACAAGACCCCUGCGCCAAAGCCUACGUCGAGCACAUCUCGCGCAGAGUAUAACCAAUCCAAGGGUAACUCCUCCAGUGAUCUAAACAACAAAGCCGUGUCUUUACAGGAGAGCGCCACAAAAACAGACUCCGCGCCCCCCAAAGCGCUUUUCCAAUUCACUGGCGACGAGAAUUUUGUCGACUCGGACGAGGAAGAUGAGGAGGACGAGGAAGCUGAGGGAGCUGAUGAGGACGAGGAAGAAGACGAUUUUGCGAAUGCUUUUGAGGUUCUAGAUUUGGCACGUGUGCUCUACACGAAGAAGCUUGAAGCAGCAGAGGAAAGCAGUGGCGCCAAAGGAAAAUCAGCAGAGCUACCAGAUGAACUAAAGCAUAUUAAAGAACGUCUUGCCGAUACAUACGACCUCCAGGCUGAAAUUUCCCUGGAAGGAGAGCGAUUUAGCGAUGCAGUCACUGAUCUCCGAACCGCCCUUGUCCUUCGAUAUUCCUUGUUCCCUUUCGAAGAUCCCUCGGUUGCCGAGUGCCAUUACAAACUAUCUCUUGCUCUCGAAUUUGCAGCGGUCCCGCAGGAGGGUGAGGAUGAUGAAGACGAGAAAGAUAAGGCUGUGGACGAGGGAAUGCGCAAGGAGGCGGCAACCCAGAUGGAGCGUGCUAUCGAGAGCUGCAGGGUGCGACUGUCACAGGAAGAGAAGAAAUUAGAAACGGACAAAGAUAUGGAAGAGGACAAAGCAACUGCGACGAAGAGAAAGAUAGCGAAUGUGAAGGAAAUCAUUGCGGACAUGGAGCAACGGUUGACUGAUCUUCGCCGCUCGCCUGUGUCGGUUGAACAGGGCAGUCAAGAGAAUGAAGCUUUCCUCAGAGGCAUCCUUGGCCAAAUUGUCGGACAAUCCCCAGCCGACCAGAAAGCCCGAAUCGACGCUGCUAGCAAGGAUGCAACUGACCUUUCAUCGUUGGUUCGACGAAAGCCAAACAUUCAACCAGCACCGGCGCCUAAGCGCCCUGCUGAAGACGCAUCUACUGAAGGUGAAACAAAACGUGCGCGCGUGAACGAUGCCUCCUCUGCUCAAUGA
This is a messenger RNA of Penicillium angulare, 1362 nucleotides long. RefSeq names its product SHNi-TPR domain-containing protein. Bases 1 to 1362 code for a protein of 453 amino acids. The transcript has 2 exons. The record is from RefSeq and is a predicted model, not a curated record. Gene Ontology annotation, molecular function: histone binding. Gene Ontology annotation, cellular component: nucleoplasm. NCBI's taxonomy places the organism in Eukaryota, Fungi, Ascomycota, Eurotiomycetes, Eurotiales, Aspergillaceae. Gene Ontology annotation, biological process: DNA replication-dependent chromatin assembly; CENP-A containing chromatin assembly.